GCGGUCACUGCGGGUUCACUCGCUGCACGAUGGCGGAGGGAGGCGGACCCGAGUCGGGUAACGCUUCGGACCCUGAUGAGAAGCCGGCGAUCACGCAGACACCCGUACCGUCCACUGAAAACCAAAAGCAGAGUAUAGGGACGCUAUUGAAGACGCCACUGAGAAAGGGAGACGAAUGGUAUUUGAUUGACAGCCGGUGGUUUAAACAGUGGAAGAAAUAUGUGGGCUUUGACAGCUGGGAUAUGUACAAUGUUGGAGAGCACAAUCUGUACCCGGGACCCAUUGACAACUCGGGGCUCUUUUCAGAUUCAAAAUCCCAGACGCUUAAAGAUCAUCUUAUAGAUGAGUUAGACUAUGUGCUGGUGCCUACGGAGGCCUGGAAUAAGCUGGUCAGCUGGUAUGGCUGUUUGGAGGGUCAGAAGCCCAUCAUCAGAAAGGUUGUUGAACAUGGGAUGUUUGUGAAGCACUGUAAAGUGGAGGUGUAUUUGCUCGAGUUGAACUUGUGUGAAAAUGACAACAUGGAUAAAGUAGUCACCCGCCAUUUCAGCAAAGCGGACACUAUAGAUACUAUUGAAAAAGAGAUGAGGAGAUUAUUUGACAUCCCGUCAGAAAAGGAAACCCGACUCUGGAAUAAAUAUAUGAGCAACACAUAUGAACAGCUUAACAAGUUGGACAGCACCGUACAGGACGCAGGGCUUUUUCAAGGACAGGUGCUUGUUAUUGAGAAGAAGAAUGAGGAUGGCACGUGGCCAAGACAGAGCUGCCAUUCCAAGUCCAGUACUUCCACCUCUCGGAAUUAUACAACUUCCCCAAAACUCUCCUCCAAUUCAUCCGCCACCAUUUCCUCCACGAUAACAAAUGGAGAUAGCAAUAGCAACUCUAGCUACACGCUAAACAACAGUUCCUCUGGUAACAGGUUGGGUGGUUACUCCUACAGCUCCUCCUACAAUUACAGAGAAUCGGCCGCUCAACCAGGCCUAUGUGGUUUAAGUAACCUGGGCAACACCUGCUUCAUGAACUCUGCUCUACAGUGUCUGAGCAACACUCCCCCACUCACAGAAUAUUUCCUGGAGGACCGAUACGAAGCAGAGAUCAACCGGGAAAAUCCGUUAGGGAUGCGAGGGGAGAUCGCAGAGGCUUAUGCGGAUCUGGUCAAACAGAUGUGGCUUAGUCGAACCAGUUACGUGGCUCCCCGCACUUUUAAAACCCAAGUGGGUCGAUUUGCCCCGCAGUUCUCAGGGUACCAGCAACAAGACUCUCAGGAGUUGCUGGCCUUUUUGCUGGACGGCCUACAUGAGGACCUUAACCGUGUUAAGAAGAAACCUUACCUGGCCCUGAGAGAUGCUGAGGGACGGCCUGAUGAGAUCGUAGCCAAGGAAGCAUGGGCGAACCACAGGUUGCGGAACGAUUCCAUAAUCGUGGACAUCUUCCACGGCUUGUUCAAAUCAACGCUGGUUUGCCCAGAGUGCUCCAAAAUUUCUGUUACGUUUGACCCCUUCUGCUACCUCACACUACCCCUGCCACUGAAAAAAGAUCGCACUAUGGAGGUGUUCUUGGUCCGAACUGACCCCCAGUCCAGAGCUAUGAAAUAUCGUGUCGUGGUUCCAAAAAUGGGUGUGGUGACAGAUCUGUGCAGCGCUUUGGCCAAACUAUCUGGAGUUCCUUCAGAGAAUAUGGUUGUGGCAGAUGUUUACAAUCACAGGUUCCAUAAAAUCUACAAACGGGAUGAUGGCCUGAGUCACAUUAUGGAGAAGGACGACAUAUUUGUUUAUGAGGUAUUAGAGGAGGACAGCGAGAAGAUGAAUCUACCCGUGUACUUUAGAGAGAGGCACUCCAAGCACAGCGGAGGCUCAUCCGGCACAAUGCUCUUCGGCCAACCUCUCCUCAUCACCGUCCCACGGCACAACCUCACCGUGGACACCCUCUACGAGCGUGUGCUGGAGAGGAUCGGGCGUUACGUUAAGCGGUCGGAGGGAACUAUUACGGAUAGUAGGGCGCCUGCCUCAGCCACUUCCUCCAGCAGCAGCCAAUCACCAGAAUGCGUCGCUUCGGUGUCCAGUCACAGCACAGCACUGAGUGGCUGCAGCAGCCCGGCGUCUGAAGGCGCUUCAUGCAGCGCCGGAUCAAACGGCAGCAAUCACUCUGGAACCUGUAACGGUCCUAAUGGAGUUUGUGAUGGUGAUGAGGAAGCCAUGGACCAUCAGGAGAGUCCCGAACCUGAGAAUAGCCACUCAGACACUGUGGACGGUGAGGAGGACUCUGAACCAGAGAACGGACCCAAUAGCAGUAGUGGAAAAUCUUCCUCUUCCAGGCCUAAGCUCUUCUCUUUCAGCAUGGUCAACUCGUACGGAACAGCCAACAUCAGCUCUCUGCCUUUUGAUGGCAAUCUGCUUAAACUCACAUCGCAUUCAACAGUGGCCAUUGAUUGGGACUCUGAUGUCAAGAAACUGUGCUAUGAUGAUGAGGAAGCUGAGGCAUAUGACAAACAUGAGAGCAUGCUGCACGCCCAGAAGAAGAAGACCACAGUAGCUUUACGAGAAUGCAUCGAGCUCUUUACCACAAUGGAGACUUUAGGAGAACAUGACCCCUGGUACUGCCCUACGUGUAGGAAACACCAGCAGGCCACUAAGAAGUUUGACCUGUGGUCUCUCCCGCGCAUUCUGGUCGUGCAUCUGAAGAGGUUCUCAUACAACCGCUGCUGGAGAGACAAACUCGACACUGUUGUGAACUUUCCCAUUAGGGACUUGAACAUGUCAGAGUUUGUUUGCGACCCCAAAGCUGAUCCGUACGUCUAUGACCUCAUUGCUGUUUCCAACCAUUAUGGAGGAAUGGGGGGAGGCCAUUACACGGCAUAUGGCAAGAACAAAAUGGAUGGAAAAUGGUAUUACUUUGAUGACAGUAGUGUUUCUUCUGCUACAGAGGAUCAGAUUGUGACUAAAGCAGCGUACGUCCUCUUUUACCAACGCAGAGAUGCGGACACACCAUCCAAAUCCACCCCCUCUGCAUCACUAGGCGGAGCUCCAGAGACCCUGGAUGACCACAUGGACACCAAUUGAGUUUCUUUAGUCUUUUAAAAACAGGCACUGAAACAAAAACUACAUAAACCAACAAUACAUCAACGCACAUCCGUGGCUACUUCAGUGACUAUUAAAGGCUCACGAACAGGCCCUUUGUUUUAGCUUUAUUUUAAUUUUCUUUCACACAUGCAUCUUUAUCCAGAGCCAAAAAAGAAUAUUAAUAAUAAAGAGAAUUUUAGUUUGAUGCGUGACAUGAAAGACUUCAUUCUUGGACCUUGAUGCCUGCUGAUAAUUUCUUUAGUUGAGGGUAAAACGGCAAUAUAACCUCUUCGUUGGACGACAUGAAUGUUAGUUGAAGUUUUACAUAGAUCAGGAGAGGGGAAAUGCCCAGAAAUAGACCCUGUAUGCAACAUUACACCCAUCUGAAGUGUUUCGAUUUUGCCUUUUCCCCACUUACGUCGGACUUUAGCUAUCAGCAUCUUGUAACGUGCCUCCUGUGAAGAAUAGAUUCUCUGUGUAUGAAUGCUUCUAAGCCUGUGGUGAUGAUAAGCACAGAGAUUCUCUUGGAGAAGCUUGCGCUUUUAUAUUAAGUAUUGUCAACAUAUUUCGUUUAUCCUAUCACAAACCACUCUGUUGACAUAAAUAUGCCAUGCAAGAGGGCGUUGGCCUGAAAUAUUUAACUCUGACUAUACAGAUGCCACAAACUGUUAUGGUGACAUUACAGUGUGCUCCAAACUUGUAAAAAAAUGGGUUUGCGUGUGUGUAGAUACUCUUUUGAAAAUGAUAGGUAGUGGACAUUAUUGUAAUGUUCAUACAUUUACUGCACUGGUAAAAGGCUUUUAAUCGAAAAUGCAGUUCUAAAGUAUCCUAUUUAUGAUUGGAUGAUUUGUGAUUAAAUGUUAAAUUUGACAAGUUUUUUUUUAUUUUUUUGGAAUGUCCUUGGCUUCAAACCAGCCAGAGGAAUAUCAAGCCAAACAUGGUGCUAAAUUAGUGACACUUGAACACCAACAUGAAAACAGUGGCUUGUUGGUUUAAAUAAAAACCUCCUUAAUAACAGUGUUUAUAACAUGCACACUGGCACAUUUACCAUGUGAUUGGUUCUCACAUUAUGGUUAUCAUAUGGCUUUAGCAAAGCUCAAGAGUCAAAACGAUGUUUGUAAUGCUUUGCUAUUAGAAGCAUAAUACAGUUUUGUCUAUUACUCAAGAACUUUUUGUUGCAAAAUGAUAACCGGAUGAUUGUCCCAUUGUUUACCUUUCCAUGGUAUUAGCAGUCACUGAUUGAUUGGUAAAUGCACUGUUGUUAUUUAUGGCAAUGAUGAAUUUAUGAUCCAGCGAUAGUAAAUUAAAAUACAAAUACCGAUCAAUUUUAAUGGCACCUUCCUAAACCUUAUUUAUAAGAAACAUCAAUUUGAACAUUUUUGGUUUCAUAGAAAUUUCUUGCAUAGAUGUACAUGAUCAUAAUCUGGGGCACAGUACAUAGCUGCUUUGUGUUCUGAUAUUUAUCAUGCCAAGAUUUGCAACGCCAGAUUUUGAUUAAGCUUAUUUGAAUUAAAAAUAUAAUAAAAUGUGGAAGCCUGAUUCUA
Paramisgurnus dabryanus is the source of this 4600-nucleotide messenger RNA. It is a transcript of the gene usp4, whose product is annotated as ubiquitin specific peptidase 4 (proto-oncogene). NCBI's taxonomy places the organism in Eukaryota, Metazoa, Chordata, Actinopteri, Cypriniformes, Cobitidae. Gene Ontology annotation, biological process: protein deubiquitination. Gene Ontology annotation, cellular component: nucleus. Gene Ontology annotation, molecular function: cysteine-type deubiquitinase activity. The record is from RefSeq and is a predicted model, not a curated record.